Messenger RNA from Saccharomycodes ludwigii, 1410 nucleotides. RefSeq names its product 4-aminobutyrate transaminase (gene UGA1). The record is from RefSeq and is a predicted model, not a curated record. Bases 1 to 1410 code for a protein of 469 amino acids. Lineage: Eukaryota; Fungi; Ascomycota; Saccharomycetes; Saccharomycodales; Saccharomycodaceae. Gene Ontology annotation, molecular function: pyridoxal phosphate binding. The transcript has a single exon. Gene Ontology annotation, biological process: GABA catabolic process. Gene Ontology annotation, cellular component: mitochondrion.
AUGUCUUAUUGUGAAAAAUCUUAUCCAACUGAACCAACUGCACCAACAGUCACAACCACACAAAUUCCAGGACCAGCUAGUACCAAAGCCAUUGAAAACUUGGGCAAAGUUUUUGAUGCUAGACCAUGCUACUUUGUUGCUGAUUACGAAAAAUCCAUAGGUAACUAUAUUGUUGACCUUGAUGGCAACACCUUUUUAGAUUUAUAUGCUCAGAUUGCUUCUAUUGCUUUGGGUUACAACAAUCCAGAUUUGAUCAAGGCUGCUAAAUCCCCAGAAAUGAUCAGAGCCUUGGUUGAAAGACCAGCCAUUGGUAAUUUCCCAGGUAAAGAUUUGGAAGGCAUUUUGAAACAACUUUUGAAGUUUGCUCCAAAAGGUCAAGACCAUAUCUGGUCUGGUUUGAGUGGUGCUGAUGCCAACGAAUUGGCUUUCAAAGCUGCCUUUAUGUAUUACAGAAGUAAACAAAGAGGUUACAAUACUGAGUUUAGCACACAAGAAAAUGAAUCCGUUAUGGAUAAUGUUUCUCCAGGUUCUCCAAGCUUGGCUGUUUUGUCCUUUAAGAAAGCUUUCCACGGUAGAUUGUUCGCCUCUGGUUCUGUUACAUGUUCUAAGCCAAUUCACAAGUUGGAUUUCCCAUCAUUUCAUUGGCCACACGCUGAAUAUCCAUACUACCAAUAUCCAUUAGAUAAGCAUACAGCUGAAAACAAAAAAGAAGAUGACCGUUGCUUGCAAAUUGUUGAAAAAUUGAUCACUUCUUGGGAAGUUCCAGUUGCAGCCUUGAUUAUCGAACCAGUUCAAUCUGAAGGUGGUGACAACCAUGCCUCUGCCUACUUUUUGCAAAAGUUGAGAGAAAUCACUUUGAAGCAUAAUGUUGUUUACAUCAUUGAUGAAGUUCAAACCGGUGUCGGUGCUACUGGUAAGUUCUGGUGCCACGAAUACGCAAAUAUCACUCCUCCACCAGAUUUGGUCACUUUUUCAAAGAAGUUCCAAAGUGCAGGUUAUUGGUUCCAUGAUCCACAAUUCAUUCCAAACAAGGCAUACAGACAAUUCAACACUUGGUGUGGUGAUCCAGCCAGAAUGAUCAUUGCUGGUGCCAUUGGUCAAGAAAUUGUUGAUAACAAGUUAGUUGAUCAGGUUCAACGUGUUGGUAAAUAUUUGAUUGAUGAAUUGGCAAAGGUAUCCGAAAAAUACCCUCAAUACUUGCAAAGAUUAAGAGGUAAAGGUACUUUUAUUGCUUGGGAUUUACCAACUGGUGAACAAAGAGAUUUGUUUUUGAAGAAAUUAAAGUUGAACGGUUGUAAUGUUGGUGGUUGUUCUGAUAAAUCUGUUAGAUUGAGACCCACACUUACCUUUGAAGAAAAACACGUUGAUAUUUUCAUUGCUGCUGUCAACAAGACUUUGAAAGACUUUUAA